Messenger RNA from Seriola dumerili (greater amberjack), 2128 nucleotides. Its product is annotated as sia-alpha-2,3-Gal-beta-1,4-GlcNAc-R:alpha 2,8-sialyltransferase-like. NCBI's taxonomy places the organism in Eukaryota, Metazoa, Chordata, Actinopteri, Carangiformes, Carangidae. The transcript has 4 exons. Gene Ontology annotation, molecular function: alpha-N-acetylneuraminate alpha-2,8-sialyltransferase activity. The record is from RefSeq and is a predicted model, not a curated record. Gene Ontology annotation, biological process: oligosaccharide metabolic process; N-glycan processing. Bases 390 to 1514 code for a protein of 374 amino acids.
UGCUGCUGGUGGUGGUGCUGGUGUUGGUGAACGGGGCUUGUCUUCUGGCUGGCUGGAUGUGUUGACACGCAUUUCUGCUCCAUCUCCUUGAUUAAAGCGGCAGCCUGGAGGGGAGUCGCAGCCGAGUGUGAAGCAGCAGCGGCAGCAGCAGCAGCAGCAGUAGUCAGGGGUCUGGGCAGGCGGAGGAAUGAGAGAGGACCGAGCCGCGGCAUCUUCACUAUGCAGCCGACUACCACCACCAGCCGUCCAUUUUAUACGACUAUAUGAGCCGAUGAGCUCCAGUUUGUCUGUGUCUUGCAGGCAGGCAGCAACAGUGUGCGGUCCCGGAGAUGACAAUAUAGGCCAACGCCUCGCUGCAGCUACAUACAGGGAAUGAAAACGCUCCCAAGAUGGUCCGCAUCGCCAAGGCCCUGGGUUUGGUUAUUCUGUGCGUCGCUGUGCUCAUACUGUCGCUCAUCAGCUAUGUCUCCCUGAGAAAAGACAGCCUCUUCACCUCCUCUAAAUAUUACAUGGGAGGCCCGAGGAUUAUGUUCCAUGCAGGAUUUCGGUCUCAGUUUGCCAUGAAUUUUCUGGACCCAUCCUUCAUCCCAUUAACCAACGCCCUGAACGAAGAGCUUCAAGGAAAACCGUCCAAAUGGAAGUUCAACAAGACUGCUUUUUAUCAGCAGAGGAAAGAUAUCUUCAGCUACAUUGACAUUCCCAACAACUUCUCCCUCACAAAGAAUCGUGUGCGUGUUGGCCAGCUGAUGCACUUUGAUUACUCCAGCCACAAGUACGUCUUCUCCAUCAGCAACAACUUCAAAUCCCUGCUCCCAGACACCUCUCCUAUCCUCAACAAGCACUACAGCAUGUGUGCUGUGGUGGGAAACAGCGGCAUCCUGACCGGCAGCCACUGUGGUCCAGAAAUCGACCAGGCUGACUUCGUCUUUCGCUGCAACUUCGCUCCCACGGAGGUCUACUCCAAGGAUGUGGGCAGGAAGACCAACCUGACCACCUUUAACCCCAGCAUCCUGGAGAGAUACUACAAUAACCUGCUGACCAUUCAAGACAGGAAUAAUUUCUUCCUCAACCUGAAGAAGCUGGAGGGAGCCAUCCUGUGGAUCCCCGCCUUCUUCCUCCAUACCUCAGCCACAGUGACCAGGACCCUGGUGGACUUCUUUGUGGAGCACAAGGGCCAACUGAAGGUCGAACUGGCCUGGCCAGGAAACAUCAUGCACGAUGUCAACAAAUACUGGAAGACUAAAAACCUCUCUCCCAAACGUCUCAGCACGGGAAUACUCAUGUACACUCUGGCCUAUGCCAUGUGCGACGAGAUCCAUCUGUACGGCUUCUGGCCCUUCGGCUGGGACCCCAACACGGGCAAAGAGCUGCCUUACCACUACUACGACAAGAAAGGGACCAAAUUCACCACCAAGUGGCAGGAGACUCACCAGCUGCCCAGCGAGUUCAAGCUGCUCUACAAGCUGCACAGGGAAGGCGUGACCAAGCUCAGUCUGACGCACUGCACUGCUUAGACAUACAAUGAGUGUUGGAUGGUUUAAGAGGUGACUCCACAGGCCGUGACCCAGAUACAUCAGCUCUGUUCAAAACUUCUGUUGUGACCCACGUUGCAUGAUAAGUGUUAAGGCAAUUUAUGACACCCUCAUUCUACAAACACACACUCACAUCACGCUGUGAUUUCACAUGAAGAUGUCAGGCUCACUCGUGGUAUAAAUCGCAGAUUCAUUCGGUAUAUCGUUGUGUUCAGUACAGUUAGGAUUUUUAUGCUGCUCAGUUGCUUCCAUUAGUCUCCUUUGCAUGGCUGCUGGCCGUGGCUAAACAGCUCGAACAGAACAAACGUCUAUUUAACUGGAGUCCGCAGGGGAUUCAGCUGUGGAAACAGAGAGUCAAAUCUGUUUAAUACAGUAUUGAUAGAUUUAUCGCCUUUUACAACAGUAUACUGAUUCUGUACACUGAAAUCACUGCCCAAUCUCAGGGAAGGAGUUAGAUCAGUGUUUUUUUGUAAUCAGAUUCAAUGCCUCAAGAGAGGUGCAGUUCCUGUUUUCAGGCCUUUUCCCCCUUGAGCUGUCAGACAAUCUGCACUGCUCUGGAAGACGGUAUAUGUUUACAAGACUGUACUGUAUAUAUC